This is a messenger RNA of Acanthocheilonema viteae, 2223 nucleotides long. Lineage: Eukaryota; Metazoa; Nematoda; Chromadorea; Rhabditida; Onchocercidae. The record is from the annotation of a GenBank genome assembly.
AUGUAUAAUAAUGAUGAGAGAAAUGAUAGUGAGGAAAAUGAAAGCCGUGCUGAACAAUGGCAAAAUUACAUGGAGACGAAAAAAGCCAAACUUCAAUAUCAAGUAAAUGUAUUGAACAAACAUAAGAGCAUUUCCUCAAUUUUUGAAGGUGUUUCAAUUUUCGUUAAUGGUUAUACAGAUCCGCCAGCAGCAGAAUUGCGGAAAUUAAUACAUAUGCAUGGUGGCGAAUUCCAUAUUUAUUACAAAUAUGGCACUACAACUCAUACAAUCGCUACGCAUUUAGCUGCUAGUAAAGCGAAGAAGCUCCGAAAGGAGGAGAAAAUCAUUCAUCCGAGAUGGCUUACUGAUAGUGUCAGACUAGGAGUUAGGUUAUGCGAAGAUGAUUAUUUGUUGUAUAAAGAUGGUGCGCUGCAAACAGCUGUGGCAAAACGAUUUGCGGUUGGGAGUUAUAGUGCUUUAAAAGGAGCACGAAGUGCUGCGAAUGAUCCAAAUUUUGUGAGUAACUUUUACGAAAGGUCUCGUCUACAUUUGAUUUCAACUUUGGCGCAAGAAAUGAAGCAUUAUGUAAACGAGUUAAGAAAAAAUCAAAACAAUAAUUUUCCUUCGCGAGUAUACAUACAACAUUUGAUUGAUAAAAAUUUUGCUAAUUUUCCAGAGGAAACCAUUUGCCAUAUCGAUUUGGAUUGUUUCUUUGUGUCAGUGGCAUUAAAAACUCAUCCGGAACUCAUUGGAAAACCGGUGGCCAUUACUCAUUCAAGAAGUACAGAAGGUGCUGGUAUGUCUGAAAUUGCCUCAUGCAGUUAUGAAGCCCGUGCACUAGGUGUCCGUAAUGGCUCUUUAAUUAAAGAUGCGCGGCAGGCAUGUCCGGAUCUCAUUUGUCUCCCUUAUCAGUUCGAUGAUUAUCGAAACAUUUCAAGAGAAAUCUAUUCAAUUUUAUCAGGGUAUACACUUAAUAUUCGUGCUGUAAGUUGUGAUGAGAUGUAUGUUGAUUUGGAAAGUUUAUGCAAUGAUAUGCAUAUAACAAAUGUAAUGGAGAUUGUAUCUGUAAUACGGAAUGAAAUUUUGGCUAAAACAGGCUGUAAUGCUUCUGUAGGAAAUACAAUGUUAAUAGCUCGUAUAGCAACUCGGCAUGCGAAACCGAAUGGCCAGUUUAUAAUCAGAUCGGGUGAUAUCGACGACUUGAUCAAGAAAGAAAAAGUUUCAUCUUUACCUGGAAUUGGUUAUAAUAUUUACGCGAAACUCAAAAAUGCGUUCGGUGAAAUGAGUUUAUGUGAGGAUUUGCAAAAAGUACCUAUUAAUCAUUUGCGAAAUCUUCUUGGUGAAAAAAUUGGAACUCAGAUAUACAAUAUGUGUAGAGGAAUCGAUAAAGAGAGGGAUUUUUUGGAAAAGGUUGUCCGUAAAUCUGUUUCAUGCGAUAUAAAUUACGGAAUUCGAUUUACAGAAGAAGAUGAAGUGAUGGAAUUUCUUGGAAAAAUGUGUUUGGAAUUGGAAAAAAAACUUCAUAUUGCCGGGAUGACUGCAUCUACCAUUACUCUCAGAUUACUGAUUCGUGCAUCAGAUGCACCUGUUAUAACAGAAAAAUAUUUGGGUUGCGGGAAAUGUGACGCUGUUACAAGAACGGCUCGUGUGGAAGGUGCAACUGCAAACAAAGAAGUUUUGCAUGCAGAAGUGAAAAAGCUAAUGAAAGCAAUAAAUCCAGUUAUAUGCGAUUUGAGAGGAAUUGGUAUUCAACUAACUCAUUUAAAUGAAAUACCAAAUGUGUCAGUGGAUGAGCAACCCAUCAAGAGAAAUACUUUGACACAAUUUUUUGCUGUGAAAAAUCGAGAACAACAUAUUACUAGAAAAAAAACGAAGAAUGAAGAAGAUAUUGCUUUAGAAUUGGCACUAAAGAAAUCACUUAAAGAAAGCAAACAAAAUCGUCAGUAUCGCAAAGAAACCAUUCAUCCAGAUUAUCGGAAUUAUUUCGAAGAUGAAGAUGUGAAAGCUGAAUUUUUACGAAUACUGCAGCAGUAUAAAUAUCCAACAGCCGAAUUGGUAUCGGAAAUGACAACGUAUUUCUGUUUAUUGGUAAAAAACGGUGAUUUUAGUGAUGUUUUAUCACAGCUUAGAUUCUUGCAGCGCGAAACAGUGAAUUUUUCGUUGGAAUGGAUUAUUGUAGUGUCCUCUUUAAAAGUUGCACUAAAUCGUCUUUGUGAUACCAUAUAUGGUGCUUCAUUAUGUUAA